Molecule: messenger RNA, 785 nt
Organism: Myzus persicae (green peach aphid)
Lineage: Eukaryota; Metazoa; Arthropoda; Insecta; Hemiptera; Aphididae
Product: zinc finger BED domain-containing protein 1-like
Exons: 1
Coding region: 21-641 (206 amino acids)
Molecular function (GO): protein dimerization activity
Source: RefSeq, a predicted model, not a curated record
AGAAUCAUUCACCAGCGUCGAUGGUUAGACCAUUACUCGCACAAUUAAUGGAAAAUCAUUUAAAAGAAAAAGAAAAUGAUGAUCAAAAUGUCACGUAUUUUAAACGUACAAUAAUACAUGAAAUUAAAGAAAAAUUUAAACUUGGCUGGACUGAAACAAGUUCCGUCUCUGUCAAACAAAUCGCGUCUUUUCUAGAUCCUCGGUAUAAAGAUUUAGAAUUUGAACCGAUUGGUGCAAGAGAAAAAAUUCGAACGGUUGUAAAGGAUUUACUUGAAAGAUUUAGAACCCAAAACAAUAAUUUGGAACAAGAACCACCAGUUCAAAGGAGCGAUCUCGAAUUUUUGUAUGGAAAUAUAAUUACAGACAGUAAUGACAGAAGUAUUCAAUUUCAAAAUUAUAUAGCUGAACCUCAAUUGAGAUUCGAUCUAAAUGCAUUUGAAUGGUGGAAAUUUAGAGAGAAUAAAUAUCCAGCUCUUGCAGAAUUAGCGAAGCAACAUUUAGCUAUUCCUGCCACGUCCGUCAGCUCCGAGAGAUGCUUUUCUACUGCUGGAAACAUAGUUACUUCGAAAAGGACAUGUUUACUGACUAAAAAUGUAAACAUGCUGAUAUUUUUAUACCAAAAUCAAGAAUUAUUGCACUAAAUAUAUUUUUGAGUUUAGAUGAGCAUCACAUGGAUGUAAUUCCAUUAUUAAAUAAUUAAAAAAUAAUUAAAAAUUAUUAAUGAGAUGUGAUUUUGUCCAUUAUUUUGUGUAUCUAUUUGUUAUAAUAUUUACUAAUAUUUACUU